AUGGAUCGAUUCUCUCCUUUAACUUCUCCCUAUGGUACAACUUUACACUUCGCGGAGAACAAAGACGAAGGCCAGUUUGGCUUCACGACGACCGAGGCCGGGAACUACAUGGCUUGCUUCUGGAUGCACUCCCACGCCGACAAUGUCCCAGCAAGCAUCGAGCUCGACUGGAAGUUUGGAGUCGCAGCGAAAGAUUGGGCCAGCAUUGCCAAGAAAGAAAAACUCGAGAGCUGGGUGAUCUCACAACGUCGAGCUGUGAAUCCUUGCAGGGAAGCCGAGAUGCGCGGCGUGAACGAGACUACGAACGCUCGAGUGGCAUGGUUUAGCAUCAUGUCGCUCUUCCUGUGCCUCAUGGUAGCGGCGUGGCAGCUGUGGCACCUCAAAUCCUACUUCGAGAGGAAAAAAAUCCUCUAG
Messenger RNA from Selaginella moellendorffii, 414 nucleotides. Its product is annotated as transmembrane emp24 domain-containing protein p24delta5. Gene Ontology annotation, cellular component: endoplasmic reticulum; Golgi apparatus; COPII-coated ER to Golgi transport vesicle. Gene Ontology annotation, biological process: endoplasmic reticulum to Golgi vesicle-mediated transport; intracellular protein transport; Golgi organization. Bases 1 to 414 code for a protein of 137 amino acids. The transcript has 3 exons. Lineage: Eukaryota; Viridiplantae; Streptophyta; Lycopodiopsida; Selaginellales; Selaginellaceae. The record is from RefSeq and is a predicted model, not a curated record.